AUGGCCCACUGCGGCCUUUGUUGCAGGACCUCAGGCAUCCUGGAGAUAACGGCCGUGGAGGUGGGCAUCGUGGCCAUCAAGGGGCUCCUCUCGGGGCGGUACCUAGCCAUGAACAAGAGGGGACAGCUCUACGCUUCGGACACCUACAACGCGGAGUGCGAGUUCGUGGAGCGGAUCCACGAGCUGGGCUACAACACCUACGCCUCGCGGCGGUACCGCACGGCGCCCGGCGGCCCGGGGGCCCAGCGCCAGCCCAGCGCCGAGAGACUGUGGUACGUGUCCGUGAACGGCAAGGGCCGGCCCCGCAGGGGCUUCAAGACGCGUCGCACACAGAAGUCCUCCCUGUUCCUGCCCCGCGUGCUGGACCCCAGGGACCACGAGAUGGUGCGGCUGCUGCAGAACGGGCUCCCCCGG
Molecule: messenger RNA, 414 nt
Organism: Suricata suricatta (meerkat)
Lineage: Eukaryota; Metazoa; Chordata; Mammalia; Carnivora; Herpestidae
Gene: FGF3
Product: fibroblast growth factor 3
Exons: 4
Biological process (GO): positive regulation of protein phosphorylation; positive regulation of gene expression; positive regulation of cell population proliferation
Cellular component (GO): cytoplasm
Molecular function (GO): fibroblast growth factor receptor binding; growth factor activity
Source: RefSeq, a predicted model, not a curated record